AUGGGUUUGCCUUGGUAUCGUGUUCAUACUGUCGUAUUGAAUGAUCCCGGUCGAUUGCUUUCUGUCCAUAUAAUGCAUACAGCUCUAGUUUCUGGUUGGGCCGGUUCGAUGGCUCUAUACGAAUUAGCGGUUUUUGAUCCCUCUGACCCUGUUCUUGAUCCAAUGUGGAGACAAGGUAUGUUCGUUAUACCCUUCAUGACUCGUUUAGGAAUAACCAAUUCGUGGGGUGGUUGGAGUAUUUCAGGAGGAACUAUAACGAAUCCGGGUAUUUGGAGUUAUGAAGGUGUCGCAGGGGCACAUAUUGUGUUUUCUGGCUUGUGCUUCUUGGCAGCUAUCUGGCAUUGGGUGUAUUGGGAUCUAGAAAUAUUCUGUGAUGAGCGUACGGGAAAACCUUCUUUGGAUUUGCCCAAGAUCUUUGGAAUUCAUUUAUUUCUCUCAGGGGUGGCUUGCUUUGGCUUUGGCGCAUUUCAUGUAACAGGUUUGUAUGGUCCUGGAAUAUGGGUGUCCGAUCCUUAUGGACUAACUGGAAAAGUACAAUCUGUAAAUCCAGCGUGGGGCGCAGAAGGUUUUGAUCCUUUUGUUCCGGGAGGAAUAGCCUCUCAUCAUAUUGCAGCGGGUACAUUGGGCAUAUUAGCAGGUCUAUUCCAUCUUAGUGUCCGUCCGCCUCAACGUCUAUACAAAGGAUUACGUAUGGGAAAUAUUGAAACUGUACUUUCUAGUAGUAUCGCUGCUGUUUUUUUUGCAGCUUUCGUUGUUGCUGGAACUAUGUGGUAUGGUUCAGCAACUACCCCAAUCGAAUUAUUUGGUCCCACUCGUUAUCAGUGGGAUCAGGGAUACUUUCAGCAAGAAAUAUAUCGAAGAGUUAGCGCCGGACUAGCCGAAAAUCUGAGUUUAUCGGAAGCUUGGUCUAAAAUUCCCGAAAAAUUAGCUUUUUAUGAUUACAUUGGUAAUAAUCCGGCAAAAGGGGGAUUAUUCAGAGCAGGCUCAAUGGACAACGGGGAUGGAAUAGCUGUUGGAUGGUUAGGACACCCCGUCUUUAGAGAUAAAGAAGGGCGCGAGCUUUUUGUACGUCGUAUGCCUACUUUUUUUGAAACAUUUCCGGUAGUUUUAGUAGAUGGAGACGGAAUUGUGAGAGCCGAUGUUCCUUUUAGAAGGGCAGAAUCAAAAUAUAGUGUUGAACAAGUAGGUGUAACUGUCGAGUUCUAUGGUGGCGAACUCAAUGGAGUUAGUUAUGGUGAUCCUGCUACUGUAAAAAAAUACGCUAGACGUGCCCAAUUAGGUGAAAUUUUUGAAUUAGAUCGGGCUACUUUGAAAUCCGAUGGUGUUUUUCGUAGCAGUCCAAGGGGUUGGUUCACUUUUGGGCAUGCUACGUUUGCUUUGCUCUUCUUUUUUGGACACAUUUGGCAUGGUGCUAGAACCUUGUUCAGAGAUGUUUUUGCUGGUAUUGAUCCAGAUUUGGAUGCUCAAGUGGAAUUUGGAACAUUUCAAAAACUUGGGGAUCCAACUACAAGGAGACAAGUAGUCUGA
Phoenix dactylifera (date palm) is the source of this 1527-nucleotide messenger RNA. NCBI's taxonomy places the organism in Eukaryota, Viridiplantae, Streptophyta, Magnoliopsida, Arecales, Arecaceae. The record is from the annotation of a RefSeq genome assembly.